Molecule: messenger RNA, 2329 nt
Organism: Phalaenopsis equestris
Lineage: Eukaryota; Viridiplantae; Streptophyta; Magnoliopsida; Asparagales; Orchidaceae
Product: protein IQ-DOMAIN 32-like
Exons: 6
Coding region: 50-2203 (717 amino acids)
Molecular function (GO): protein binding
Source: RefSeq, a predicted model, not a curated record
UCGUAUCGUUCAGCUGGAGGAAAGGAAACCCUGAGUAAAGUGUAGGAGAAUGGCCAAAUCGAAGGGAUCUUGCUUUCACAUAAUGGCUUGCGCCUGCGGAGAGUCUGCCUCCUCUGACGAGCUGAUUCUGCGGGAGAGCAAAGCCUCAUCAGAUAAAUCUCGGUGGAGUUUUCGAAAGAGAGUAUCUAGCCCUCGAGUGCUUAGUAAGAAUGCCAUUUUAGAGCCUGAGUCUGUUGGCUAUAAUACGGAUAAUAUGGAGGCAACCUCAAGCAAUUUCAAUUCAUCAAUAAAUGCAUGUGUUUCAGAGAAGGCUUCCAGUCAGACGAAUCCCUCUAAGGAAGAAUUCCCUACAGAACCAUCACUGUCAUCUACAAUAGUCAAUUCCAAAGUUUCUGCUACAGUUAUUACACGAAAUGGUUCCAACAAUGAUAAAAAUAUUCUAGAAUCUGCAGCAAUUAUCAUCCAGUCUGCUAUUAGGGGGUGUCUGGGUGUAAGAAAACUUGAAGAGGUUAAGAAUGUUAUCAAGUUGCAAGCUGCUAUACGUGGUCACCUUGUCAGGACACGUGCAGUUGGUACUUUACAUUGUAUCCGAGCCAUUACCAAAAUGCAAGCAAUUUUUCGGGCUCGUUUUGCAAGUCAACUACAAGAGAAGGAUGCUGGCACGCUGGUUACUAAACUUGAAAGCAGUAGAAGUGGCUUAUACACCCUGGGGAAAGGUACCUUCUGCGAAGGAACUAAAAGUUUUUAUUCAUCCAAGAAGCUACUUUCCAAUAGAUUUGUUCAGCAGAUGCUGGCCUCUACACCUAAGACCAGACCUAUCAACACCAAGUGUGAUCCUUCAAAAUUAGAUGAGGUGUGGAAAUGGCUUGAGAGGUGGACGGCGAUAAUCACCUCACAAACUGAAGAAGAAAGUCAUCAACAUUUGAAGAAAAAUCUUUCAGCUAAUUCGAAAUCAGGUCUAAGUGAAUUGUCUGCAGCAUCUGAAAGUAAAGCUGAUUUGAAUGCAAGAAGUACAAGUAAUCUAAGGAUUAGAUCUACUGUUUGUCUUUCUGACAGUUGCAUCAGUUCAAUAGAGAAUAAUGAAGAAAGUGACAUUGAGAUUAAAGAAGCUUCUAAACAAUCUGAUUCUUUUUCUGCACAAUUAGCUCUUAAAACAGAUGAUUAUUCGUCCAAUAAAAAUGAAUCUAGAGGGAAUAAUAUGAAUAACCAUUCCAAAAAGGAGCAGUAUGGACCAUCAGAAACUGAAGCUCGAAAGUCUGCAAUCUGGUCCAGGAGAUCUUCCAAUCCAACAUUUGCUGCUGCUCAGUCAAAGUUUGAAGAGCUGACCUCUAAUUCCAAAAAUGUUAAGUGUAAUAGCUCUUCUAGUUUCGCUCAUCAAGAUUGUGCAGCUGAUUCUAUCAUUCAAGUUGCAGCUUCUGAGUGCGGGACAGAAAUUUCUAUUUCCUCUACGCUUGACUCACCAGACAGAUCAGAAACAGAGUGUGGAGAAAUUAUCUUAGAAAUAGGUUCUAUUGAUAAGCAUAAUUAUGAUGCUGAUAAAUGUUCUGAUAAUCUAUUCAUUAUUGCAAAUAAGGGUGCUGAAUCUCAGGCAAGCGAAUCAAACAAGCUUGAGGAAGCCGUAAUAUGUGCAUCCCUUUCAUCUAAAGCUCCUGAUAUGGCUCCACCUGCAAAUUUUCAACUGGAUGUGACAUCUGUUGAAGGAACUCCUAAAAGUCACCACACUAUACUUGAGGCAUAUGGUACUCCAUCCAGUGAAAUUUCAGUGAAUGUUGGGAGCAGAAGUAAAGGCAGCAACACGCCGAGCCAGAAGCAGAGUUUUACAGGAUCUGGGAGUAAACUGGCCUCCACAGCAAGCACUGCAAAACUUUCAUUAAAUGGUUCGAAGAAUGGAAAAAGGCGGCAAUCCACAGGAAUGUCAGGAACGGACCUUGAAGAUGAACCCAGAAUGAGCAAUAGCAACAGCAAUUCCCUUCCAAGUUACAUGCAAGCCACCAAAUCAGCAAGGGCCAAGAUCCAUGCAAAUAAUUCUCCAAAAUCAAGUCCAGAUUUGCAGGAUAAAAAUAACCACAUUAAGAAGAGACAUUCUUUGCCUAUCGGUAACGUGAAGCAAGAUUCAUCCCCACCAAAGCUAAGAGCACAACAGAAUGCAAAGAGCAAUGGCAUGCAUGGCCCUCAUAAUAACGAAAGGAGAUGGCAGAGAUGAUUCGGAAUUAUGGAUCCGUUUCAGAAAGUUGCUUCAAUGCUCAUCCGAAAAAAAGUAUUUUUUUUGUGUUUUGAAGUGUGUCUAUAUAUAGUUAAUUUACCUUUAAUAUUGUCUGUACUCUAUUUU